AUGUCGUCGCUUCCGGCGGACCGCAGCGCCGUGGCCCUGCGAUCCGCGGGCUCGGUGCUGAUCUGUUGGGUCUUUGGGACGAUGGCGGCAGUGAACUUUAAGCACGUCUCUCACUUGAUGGUGCCAUGGCUGCGCCGAGGGUGGCCCCUGAAGUCCACUGAAGUAGCACUGGCCUGUGUGGUCAGUUUCGCCACUCCGAUGAACCUGCUGGGCGACACCUGUCGUAAUGCCUUCAUCUGGGCCUCCUCCAUUACAGUUCUGACACCGCUGGGGCUGGGUUGCUGCUAUUUGUGUUUUCUGAUUGGUGGACUACAGUGGAAUCUCUGGGUCCUUGCUGUAGGUCUAGGAGCUACCGUGCUGUUGGGAGUGCUGUGGAGUUUUUCCGCCGCGCACCUCCAUUCACCGCGCAUGAUGUUGGCCGGGAACUCCGCCACGGUGGUGAUCUGCAUUCUUCCACUAGCUUUGGUCCUGGGGGGUCAGACAGACUUCAAAGGGAGCUGCGAGAAGUACUCGACCUACAAGGCCAAGUGGGGCAGAGUCAUGGACAACCGGCUGCGACGGGAAAUACUGCCAGCAGGCCCUAUCACGGCUGACAGGGAGAUCAAACAGCUCCAAGCUCAAGUGCGCAACCUGGAGCAGAAAGACCAUGUGCAGCUGCUAGUGAGCUUGGCAGGACUGGUGACGGCAAUCUUCAUCGGAGCGCUCUUGCCGUUGAUCAUCAGUCAUUUGCCCUACAUCGGCGCCGCAGCGAGCGCCAGCGCCGUGCCACGGGCGGCGGCCAAGAAGUUGGCGGCACUGGCAGAUCUCUGUGAGGCCGUGGCCAUCUAUCCGUUGCCCACCGCGGCAGCCUUGCACCGGCACCGCGAGUGUCGAUUGAGGCUUCUGAGCUCAACCCAGGAGUUGAAUGCCGCCUGUCAGUCGGCCAAGAUGGAACUCACGGAGUUUGACCUCUUCCCAGAGGGCCUGGCCGAGUUCCAGAAGCAGACGGAGGAAUGCCGCCGUUCCUUGCAGAUGAAGUCCACGAUGCUGGCAGCGGGUUUCAGCUCAGUGACCUUGGACUUGUUCUUCAGAGGCACCCCGGGCGAACAGCUGCGCGCCACCUCCGUGUGGUCAGCGCACGCGCUGCGCAGCAGCGGAUCGUACCUGCUCAGCUUGGCGGGGGAUCAACCGCCCGAGGCGUGUCCAGGGUUGCCGGGUCGAGGCGUCAAGGCGUCAUCAAAAGAUAUAGCGACAAGUACUUAG
This is a messenger RNA of Cladocopium goreaui, 1242 nucleotides long. NCBI's taxonomy places the organism in Eukaryota, Dinophyceae, Suessiales, Symbiodiniaceae. The record is from the annotation of a GenBank genome assembly.